Molecule: messenger RNA, 504 nt
Organism: Gongylonema pulchrum
Lineage: Eukaryota; Metazoa; Nematoda; Chromadorea; Rhabditida; Gongylonematidae
Source: the annotation of a GenBank genome assembly
AUCAGUGGCGAGCUGUUCACGUUGAGUUAUGGUGCGUUGGUGGCCGAGUUGUUGCGCGACUUGGAAAACCCCUUGGAGGUGAACAGACAGUUGGAUAAAAUGGGUUACAAUAUCGGCCUGAGAUUAGCAGAUGACUUGCUGGCCAAGAAUGCGCAAGUGCAGCGUUGUACUGACAUGCAUCAGGUAGCCGAUGUGCUGGCCAAAACGGCAUUUCGUAGUUACCUCGGAGUGACAGCUCAGGUGUCGAACUGGAGUGCCGGCGGUGACGAAUUCUCGCUCAUCCUUGAGUCAAAUCCUCUCACGGAAUUUGUCGAAAUCCCCGCUGAAUUGGCACAAGAUCUCAGGUAUUCACAAAUACUGUGUGGUGCAAUUCGCGGUGCCUUGGAGAUGAUGCACAUGGAAGUUCAGACGUUCAUUGUGCAGGAGCACAACCAGAGCACAGAGAUCCGGGUGAAGUUCAUUCGAAUUUUGCAAGAAUCAGUUCCGCCCGGAGAAGACGAUUGA